Messenger RNA from Erythranthe guttata (spotted monkey flower), 2318 nucleotides. RefSeq lists its product as uncharacterized. The record is from RefSeq and is a predicted model, not a curated record. Lineage: Eukaryota; Viridiplantae; Streptophyta; Magnoliopsida; Lamiales; Phrymaceae. Gene Ontology annotation, molecular function: protein binding.
AAAAAAAGAAAAAAGAAAAAAGAAAAAGAAAAAAAAAGGUCCCCUCCAAAAAAACCCCAAAAGCAAAAUGGGUAAGGUAGCAACAACUGCAGCAGCACAAGCGGAGAUGAAGCGGAAGAAGAAGAAGGGCCGCCCUCCCAAAAACUCAAUUACCCCUUCUGCCCCUCUUAGAACCCUUAAUUACGAUUCUACCCCCACCAAGAGCCGCCGAUCCGGCCGCCGGAACCCUAAUAAUUAUAAUUCUCCGCCGCCGGAAUUCGACGACGAUGACGACGAGAGGAAGGAGAAGAAGGUGAAGCUCGUUGUUCGCUUGCCCCCGUCUGAUGAGAAAACCACGGUUAAUAAGAAACGGCAGCAUUCACGUGAUUACAAUUCCGAAUCGGGCUCGGGCUCGGGCUCCGAUUCCGACCCGGAAUCAGAGGAUCGGGAGGCGUGCGCCAAGCAACGCAAGAUCAAUGCCGUCGAUCGCGGAUCUGAUAACCCUGUUUCCGUUCAGGAGAAAAAGAUUGUGAAAGUGACUGACACUCCUCCUCUGCAUGGGGCUCCAAUGGAGUCUGGUCCCACAACAACACCUUUGCCAGACAAAAAGUUGUUGCUCUUUGUUCUUGACAGGCUCCAAAAGAAGGACACUUAUGGGGUGUUUUUGGAGCCCGUCGAUAUCGAUGAGCUGCCUGAUUAUUUGGAGAUAGUAGAACAACCUAUGGAUUUCGGGACUGUGAGGAAGAAACUCGACGAUGGAGUUUAUAAAACCUUGGAACAAUUGGAGGGUGACGUGUUUUUGAUAUGUUCGAAUGCCAUGCUGUACAAUGCUUCAGACACUGUUUACCAUCGACAGGCACGAACAAUACAAGAUCUUGCAAAAAGGGAUUUCGAAAAUUUGAGGCACGAAGGAGAUAAUGGUGAACCACAGCCCAAAGUCGUGAGGAGGGGUAGGCCCCCAACGAACAAAAACCAGAAGAAGCUUCUAGAAACUUCUUCCCCUGUUGACCGUGUUGACCUUUCAUCGGGUGCAGCUGCUCUCAACAACAGUGGAGAAGAAAGGGGCACUGGAUCCAACUCUUACAAUCUAAGAAAGGCACCUGCUUUACAUAGAUAUCGAACCUCUGAUCUUUACGUAUCGCCUUACAGACCAAGAAACGGCGAAAACUACUCUGAGUGGUUGGCUGAUUGGAACGAUGAAUUCCCAGCAUCGAUUUUGAGGGCUGAUAUGAAGUAUGGGAAAAAACAGUUUACGGUGGAUGAGAACAGGCGUGAUACGUAUAAGCAAUUCCGUCCCGUUUCUUGUGGCAAUAACAAUUUGCCUGCUUUGUCUAGUUCUAUCGAAGAUAUGAAAAGAUUGGUCCCGGUUGGUGUACAAGAGCCACUUGCCUAUGCAAGAAGCUUAGCUAGAUACGCAGCAAAUCUCGGGCCCACAGCUUGGAAAAUCGCAUCGAAAAGAAUCGAGCAUGCAUUACCCUCCAGUGCACAGUACGGGCCUGGUUGGGUGGGUGAAGUGGGGCCCACACAUUCUCAUCCCCUGUCCGUGUCCACAGGGGAUUGCACCUCCUCCUUAAAAAAGCUCCCUAGUACAACACCUUCUACUUCAGCUUCCGAAGGCAUGAUCGAAGCCGUUAGAAAACUCAACAGCCAAAACGAUGUAUCGGUUUCUUCUCCUUCUUUGUGGAGAACUCCUUUUCCUUCGGUUCAUCAUCAAAAGCCGUUGUAUAAUUUCGAAAGAAAUGGUUUUAUGGAAAUGAACGAGCGGGCCCCGCCCGAAAUGUGGAGCUUUGGGAAAACGGGUUGGCCGAAGCAGCAUAAUCGGAAUGUGGGCCCGCCUGAUUUGAAUGUGAGGAUUCCGAUUGGUUCGCCGACGACUUCUUCUAGCUUACAGCAGAUUGGUUCACCGAAUCAGCAGCAGCAGCAGCCAGAUUUGGCUUUACAGCUCUGAUUAUUUAAUUUUUCGAUUUUUUCUUUUUUUGGUUUAAUUGGAGUUAGGGAAUUUCGGAGGCUUUUCGGAAGGCUGAUGAAGUAGGGUUCUUGGUGUUGGAGGGAUCUAGUUUUAGGAGAAAGGUUGUACAUGUUGAUGUAUUUAAUUUCUUUUAGUGAAGAAAAUACUAAGGGGUUAACUGUAAUUUUUAGAACUUUUGUAUUAGGAUAGGGGGAAAAGGAUAUAUAUAUAUAUAUAUAUGUCUGGUUAUAUUAUAUGAUGAAGUAAGUCUGGGUGGUUGAGAGAUGAUUAAAUUUUCAUACAUAAAUUCAAGAAAUGAAUUACAUCUCACUAAUGUUGAACUGGGGUGUAAAUGAAUUGAGUUGGAGAUUAAAUAAAUUUUAUUAUAAUU